Dama dama (fallow deer) is the source of this 1767-nucleotide messenger RNA. RefSeq names its product tyrosine hydroxylase (gene TH). The coding region runs from base 59 to 1534 and encodes 491 amino acids. Lineage: Eukaryota; Metazoa; Chordata; Mammalia; Artiodactyla; Cervidae. Gene Ontology annotation, cellular component: cytoplasm; perikaryon; axon. The transcript has 13 exons. Gene Ontology annotation, biological process: response to hypoxia; dopamine biosynthetic process from tyrosine; response to ethanol. The record is from RefSeq and is a predicted model, not a curated record. Gene Ontology annotation, molecular function: iron ion binding; tyrosine 3-monooxygenase activity.
CCUAUAAAGGCCGCCGGGCAGAGGGCUGUGGAGACGGAGCCCGGACCUCGCCAGCACCAUGCCCACCCCCAACGCUGCCUCGCCGCAGGCCAAGGGCUUCCGCCGGGCCGUCUCCGAGCUGGACGCCAAGCAGGCCGAGGCCAUCAUGUCCCCGCGCUUCGUCGGGAGGCGGCAGAGCCUCAUCCAGGAUGCACGCAAGGAGCGAGAGAAGGCGGAGGCCGCGGCCUCAUCCUCGGAACCCAGGGAGGCGGGCAGCCUGGCUGAGCAAGACGGGAAGGCGGUGCUGACCCUGCUGUUCGCCCUGCGGCCCACCAAGCCCCCUGCGCUGACCCGGGCUGUCAAGGUGUUCGAGACAUUCGAGGCCCACGUCCACCACCUGGAGACCCGGCCGGCCCGGCCGCCGCGGGCGGGGAGCCCGGCCAUGGAGUGCUUCGUGCGCUGCGAGGUGCCCGGCCCCGCGGUGCCCGCCCUGCUGAGCGCCCUGCGCCGCGUGGCGGAAGACGUGCGUGCCACCGGGGAGAACAAGGUCCUCUGGUUCCCAAGGAAAGUGUCCGAGCUGGACAAAUGUCACCACCUGGUCACCAAGUUUGACCCUGACCUGGACUUGGAUCACCCAGGCUUCUCCGACCAGGCGUACCGCCAGCGCAGGAAGCUGAUUGCCGAGAUCGCCUUCCAGUACAAGCAAGGCGACCCCAUCCCCCACGUGGAGUACACGGCCGAGGAGAUCGCCACCUGGAAGGAGGUCUACUCCACGCUGCGGGGCCUGUACCCCACCCACGCCUGCCGUGAGCACCUGGAGGCCUUCGAGCUGUUGGAGCGCUUCUGUGGGUACCGCGAGGACCGAAUCCCGCAGCUGGAGGACGUCUCCCGCUUCCUGAAGGAGCGGACUGGCUUCCAGCUGCGGCCUGUGGCCGGCCUGCUGUCCGCGCGGGACUUCCUGGCCAGCCUGGCCUUCCGCGUGUUCCAGUGCACCCAGUACAUCCGCCACGCCUCCUCGCCCAUGCACUCCCCCGAGCCGGACUGUUGCCACGAGCUGCUGGGGCACGUGCCCAUGCUCGCUGACCGGACCUUCGCCCAGUUCUCCCAGGACAUCGGGCUCGCAUCCUUGGGGGUGUCGGACGAGGAAAUUGAGAAGCUGUCCACGCUGUACUGGUUCACCGUGGAGUUCGGGCUGUGCAAGCAGAACGGGGAGGUGAAGGCCUACGGAGCGGGGCUGCUCUCCUCCUACGGGGAGCUCCUGCACUCCCUUUCUGAGGAGCCCGAGAUCCGGGCCUUCGACCCUGACGCGGCGGCCGUGCAGCCCUACCAGGACCAGACCUACCAGCCCGUCUACUUUGUGUCUGAGAGCUUCAGCGAUGCCAAGGACAAGCUCAGGAGCUACGCCUCCCGCAUCCAGCGCCCCUUCUCUGUGAAGUUUGACCCAUACACGCUGGCCAUCGAAGUGCUGGACAGUCCCCACGCCAUCCGGCGCGCCCUGGACGGCAUCCAGGAUGAGAUGCACGCCCUGGCCCACGCUCUGAACGCCAUCAGCUAGACGCGGGGCUCCACCCACAGGCCCCCGUGGGCCAGCCUGGGGCUCCCGGCCUCCCCUCGCCCCCGCCUGCCCUGGCCCCGCCCACAUGAAGGGCUGGCUCACGGGGAACCCCAAGAGCCCACGGAGACCCCUCCUGCCAGAGGCACCUGCCCAGCGCUUGCCAGCUGAGUCGGCGUCUGUCCCGCGAGCUGCCCCCGUGCUGUGCUGCCCGCUUGCAACCUCAAUAAAAGAGA